Frieseomelitta varia is the source of this 2050-nucleotide messenger RNA. RefSeq names its product facilitated trehalose transporter Tret1-like. Gene Ontology annotation, molecular function: transmembrane transporter activity. The record is from RefSeq and is a predicted model, not a curated record. Lineage: Eukaryota; Metazoa; Arthropoda; Insecta; Hymenoptera; Apidae. The transcript has 3 exons. Gene Ontology annotation, cellular component: membrane. Gene Ontology annotation, biological process: transmembrane transport. Bases 256 to 1656 code for a protein of 466 amino acids.
AAUAUAAAAGUAUAUAAAAAUGUAUUGCAAACACAGUUUGGUAGAAUUUUGGAGAAAUGCCUUUCCUUAUCAAGACCUACAUAAGAUGAAACGACACUUAUAUGAUAUCCCAUAUUACUAGUACUACUGAUAACCGAGAUUUACGAAUAUCUUUCGAUAACAAUCUAUGGUCCCUCACAUCAAAUAAUGUUAGUUCGUUUUACUCGGCUACUGAGUUAACAUUCUUAAAGUGCGCGUGGCGUCUGAAUUUCCAAAAUGAGUGUCGACGUACAGGGAAAGAAGUACACAUCGCCAAAUGGCUCGAAGACUUGGGAAUACUUGGCCAUUUCAACAUGUUCUAUCAUGAGCGGUUGCAUGGGAUUCGUCAUAGGAUGGAAUUCACCAAGCAUCGUGAUACUAAUGUCCGAAGACUCACCUAUCCCAGUCACAGCGUCAUCCAUUUCCACGUUGGUGGCCAUCGUAGCUUUUGGACACAUGUUAGCACCGCUAAUUAAUACUUUGAUCGUUGAUAAAUUCGGCAGGAAAAAUACCCUGUUACUUAGCGGUUUGCCGGUCAUAGUCAGUUGGAGUUUAAUCAUCAUCGCUUCGUCCAUUUGGGAACUGUACGUGGCGAGAUUUCUGGCAGGCAUAUCGCUAGGAUUAUUCAUCUGCGUCUUCCCGAUGUACAUAGGCGAGAUAUCGUCGCCAGAGACACGAGGCAUCGGAGGCUCCGUGACGACCAUCAUUUACAACAUCGGCAUCUUCCUAACAUUCGCGAUCGCUCCCUAUCUCUCAUUAUCCUCGAUGGCUGGAGCUUUCCUCGCCGUCAGCGUCGCUUUCGUGAUCACGUUCUGGUUCAUGCCGGAGUCGCCGUACUUCCUGGCAAUGAGCAAUCGAACAGACGAGGCGGAAGAGGUGCUGGAGAAACUACGGGGCAAAACGGACGUUUCCGAGGAGCUGCAGGCGAUCGUCGACUCUCUGUCGAGGAGGGUGAAAGAAUCGGCGAAGAGCAAAGGCCUGAGGGACAUGUUCGCGUCGAGGGCGAACUUAAAGGCGAUCCUCAGCAUAGCGAUGUUCUCCACGAUCCAGUAUUUCGGUGGUUUCUUCACCAUACAGGCGUACGGCCAGUUAAUAUUUAAAUCGAUCAGCAACGUAAUGUCCGACUACGAGAUAAACGUCGUAAUCGGCGUGACGCAAGUGAUCUCAAUUCUCGUCACCGUAUUGCUGGUCGACAAAUUUGGCCGGAAGCCGCUGAUACUCGUCGCUGGUGUCAGCAUCUCGAUUUGCAAUCUCGCGAUCGGCCUCUACUUCUUCGCCGGGGAAUACAUGCACGAGGACGUACACUCGCUUUCGUGGAUACCGUUCGUGGCGUCCGUCGUGCUGGUGUUCAUGUUUAAUUCCGGUAUACUGUGCCUGCAGGUGAUCUUAAUGUCGGAGAUCUUCGCGACGGAGAUCAAGGCGGUCAGCACGUGCGCCGUUAGUAUGAUCGCCGGGUUUUUGGCUACGUUGGGAACGAAGCUUUACAUAUGGGUAGCGAUCACAUUGGGCUACGGCCAUUCGCUUCCGUUUCUCUUCUACUCCGCGGUCGUGGCGACUUGCACGGCGAUCAUCUUACGCGUUACGCCGGAAACCAGAGGCAAAACGUUCGCGGAGAUUCAGCUGGAAUUGAAGAAAUGAUUAAAUGAUUCUUACAGUACAAUAUUGACUGGCAUGGAAUUGUACUUACGAAUUGAAGACAAUGAAACCGAUCAAAGGAGAGGAAAGUAAUUAUUUCUCGCUGGGCUCUGUGUUUUCACGAGAAGCGAGGAAGUGCAGAGAACAGAAAUGACACCGAAGAAAUCUCUGAAAAUUAGAAAAGAGAAUAGUUUCUUAUUGAUGAAAAAAUUUUGCAUAUCAUAGAAAUUUCAUACUUACAUCGACGAUAUGCGCAUGAACGCAUUUAUUCUUCAACACGUUACUACACGUGACAUUUUAUUAUGUUAUAUAUUGUUAUAUAUUAUACUAAAUACGACCUUCUUAAACAAAAAACUUAAGUUCACAAGAAAUUAAAACUUCGAUCUGUUGGGCAGAA